Molecule: messenger RNA, 1691 nt
Organism: Anoplopoma fimbria (sablefish)
Lineage: Eukaryota; Metazoa; Chordata; Actinopteri; Perciformes; Anoplopomatidae
Product: leucine-rich repeat flightless-interacting protein 2-like
Exons: 14
Coding region: 1-1395 (464 amino acids)
Biological process (GO): regulation of transcription by RNA polymerase II
Molecular function (GO): DNA-binding transcription factor activity, RNA polymerase II-specific; RNA polymerase II cis-regulatory region sequence-specific DNA binding
Source: RefSeq, a predicted model, not a curated record
AUGGGGACCCGGGGCCCGGGCAGGAGGAGGACCCCGGACCCGGAGAGGAGGAGCGCAGAGGACGGUGCUCUCAGCCUGGUGGCCCGGGAGGCGGAGGCCAGGCUGGCGGCCAAGCGAGCAGCGAGAGCCGAGGCCCGAGAGAUCCGGAUGAAGGAGCUGGAGAGACAACAGAAAGAGGUGGAGGAGAGACCCGACAGAGACUUCAUGGACAAAGGCUCCAGGACCGCCUCCACGCUCUCCGCCGCCACGCUGGCCUCUCUGGGCGGAGCUUCGUCUCGCAGAGGAAGCUGUGACACGUCGUUCUCCGUGGAGACGGAGGCGUCCAUCAGAGACAUGAAGGACUCUCUGGCGGAGUCGGAGGAGAAGUACCGCAGAGCGAUGGUGUCCAACGCUCAGCUCCACAACGAGAAGUCCACUCUGAUGUACCAGGUGGAGACGCUGAAGGAGGAGCUCAGCGACAUGGAGGAGGUGCUGUGGGAGUCGAGGAGGCACAACGACGACCGCAGCAAGGAGCUGGAGCGAGAGCGUCAGGCUCAUCGUGUUCUUCAGUUCCAGUUUAAAGAGACGGAGGAAACUCUGAGACGAUCGGAAGAGCUGCUGACGGAGGUGUCUGACCUCCGGCUGAAGAGCAUCAGUUACAGUCAGGAGCUGUCAGACCUUCAGGAGGUUCUUCAGUGGAAGGAGAAGAAGAUGGCGGCGUUAGAGAGGCAGAGGGAGAUCUCUGACAUCGUCCUGAUGGAUCGUGAUCGGCUCAGAGACGAAGUCGUCAGACUGAGAGAUCUACUGAAGAAACACGGGGUCGUUGUCUCUCUCGAGGUCUCCACCAAUGGGGAGACGGGACAGGGCGAGGCCGUUGAUGAUGUCACCGCAGAAUCUGCCUCCCGAUUGGCUCAGGAAUCUCACACUGAUGUAGAAUAUUUUCUUCUUGUAGAACUCCGUCUGAAGAAACUGUUUGAAGAACGAGAGAGUUUACGGGAUCAGGUGAGGCUGCUGAAGUCUCAGCUGGAUCAGAGACAGAAGGACGGGACAGACCCAGUCCAGAAUCCAGAGGGGGACGGUCUGGAGAACGGGGUUGACUCUCAUCUCCUGGACCUACAGAGAGACACCAACAGACAAAUCAGUGAUCUCAAGUUCAAACUGGUGAAAUCUGAACAGGAAGUCACCACUCUGGAACAAAAUGUGAUCCGUCUGGAGGGUCAGGUGACUCGAUACAAGUCGGCGUCAGAAAACGCCGAGAAGAUCGAAGAUGAGCUGAAAGUCGAUAAGAGAAAACUUCAUAGAGAGCUGCGCUCGGCUCUGGACCGGAUCGCUGAGCUGGAGGUGAGUAACAACCACCUGUCCAAACGUCUGGAGAAGAUGAAGGCCAACCGCAGCGCCUUGCUGGCCCAGCAGUGACGCGCCGUCCUCAGAGACAAUCAGCGCUUGUUUUCCUCUGCAUGCGGCGCCAGACGGGUGGAGUUAACCUGAGCCAAAAACAAAUCCUACAGCAGAUAAAAUGUGACGUUAAUCAAUCAAUCAUGGAACGGUUCACCACAAACACUUCCUGUCUACUUUAGUCUCUUCUCAGCAGGUGACAAGUCGUCAUUAAAGUGUUCCAGAACAUGUGACGUGAUGAAGAACAUGUGAUGCUAUCAAAAGCCACUUAAUGGACCUUAGGACCAGCUUGUUUAGUUCAGUUAGUUUCAGUCAUU